CUAGCAACGCUGUAAACAAUGGCUGCCGAGUUCCUUCUGAAGUGAAGCUUUUUGCACCUGAAAUUCAGAAACGGGGAAGUUGUACUGUGUAUAUAUAUAUUUAAAAAAAGCUAAAUAGGAGAUCAAAAUUACACCACAGCCCAUCUUGUUAAUCUGGAUAAAAUUAGUAAAGGCCUGCGCGCGGGCGGGCCAGGAUGAGCGCGGCGCGGGAGACCCUGCGAGCGAUCGAGCAGAAGCGCCGGCGCUUCCGGCAGCAGCAGCUGACCUUCGUGGCGGCGCUGGGGAGGACGCGGGAGCACGCCCGCGAGAGGACCCAGCCCGUGUCCUCCAUCGCACAGGUUCAGCGCUAUCUGGACAAUCACUGUAAUAACGCCACCGACCGUCGCAUCCUCUCCCUCUUCCUGGAGAUCGUGGCAGACCUGCGCGGCGCGGCGCAGCUCCUGGAGGGCCUGGCGCCUGAGAACAGGCCUCCCGACGAGAGCCUGGAGGCCUGCAAGGCCUUGCUCUGCCCCACGAGCGACCUCAGCGCACUGCGGGCCAAGUACCCCCACGAUGAGGUGAACCACCUGAGCUGCGACGAGGCCAGGAAUUACUACGGAGGAGUGGUGAGCCUGAUCCCGAUGGCCACGGACCUGGCCUGGCAGUGCGUGUCCGGUGCCGGCCCAGCUCACAAGGCCCCGAAGAGGACCGGGCCGCCGUCCCUCCAGGGCGCGCAGCCCGGCACAGAGCAGCAGAGCAGCAGCGCCAAGGAGAGCCCUGCCAUCACGGCCGUGGGCACUCAGACCAAGCGGGCCGGCAACGCCAUGGAGCAGCUCCACUACUCCCCCACCAAAGGACAGGGGGGCUGGCACACCGGCAAGCCAGCCUGGAGACCUCCCGGCCACACCAGUAAAUUCUGAUCUUUCUCCCCCCCCCCCCACCCGCGACAGUGUUGCCACUCCAGCCGAUUCCUUCUCUGCUCUGUGAAAAGUAAAAAUGCACCCGUUCAAGCACGCCAAAGAGCAUCUCUCUCCAGAUUUUUGAUUAGACAAGCGCAAGAGUUAAAAGAAAAAGAUGUUAAUUAAGCCCAAAUUGUUACUCCUCUCUCUUUUUUGGUUUCUUAGGAAUCUGAGUGGACUUUACUACACAGGGGUAGGUUUGCAACACCUCAUGAUCAAUAUAGCCAUACGGCAGAGCUGAUCAGGGGAGGCGAGAAUUAGAUUAGAAGAACCCUGCGAUUUUUCCCCAACAACUGUAUCUUGACAGAGUUUGGCACAUUAUCUUGAUCAUACUCUUCUAGUAAUUAAACUGGUGAAAACGAGGUUAAACGCACAAUUUGCUAUUGGAUGCUGCACUAAUUUUGGCAAGAAUCUGACUCCACUUUGCCAGCUGCCACUUUGUCGAUGGUAUUAAUGCACUUCUCACAGUUCAAAAACAGAAAGAAGAUAGUUUUCUGAGCCUUUGCUCCAUCAAGAAAUGCUAUCAGGCAACACAUCACCUUAUAUAUUUAAAAUUCCUACCAUGCAAAACCUACUGACGUCUAAAAUGCAUGCUGUUGUAUGUCUCACAUGAUGCAGCUAUGAAGAAUUUUGGCAAGAUUAAAACUGAAGCAUUUUGAAUCAUCACAUGUUCAUAUUAUUCAAAAUCCAAUAAAGAGAAAAAAUAAAACAUUGACUGUA
Molecule: messenger RNA, 1658 nt
Organism: Lepisosteus oculatus (spotted gar)
Lineage: Eukaryota; Metazoa; Chordata; Actinopteri; Semionotiformes; Lepisosteidae
Gene: spaca9
Product: sperm acrosome associated 9
Cellular component (GO): acrosomal vesicle; ciliary base; sperm flagellum
Source: RefSeq, a predicted model, not a curated record